GGAACCGCUGAGCGGGCCGGCGGCCAUUUUGUGAAGCGGCGAAGGAGGUGGUGACUGCUGUGGGCUCCGGGAAGCCAUUCGGGCUGGGGCUGUCGGCCGCGGGGCGGAGGCACUCGCGCGGGGGGUAACUCGGGUCUGGGUUCGGGUGCCGCGCAACUCUCCCGGUCUAAAAGUUGGUUUUAAUUGGUUGCCCACAGGAUUGACUUGGCCUCUACUUCUUGUUAAGAAAAUACAUCUCUUGUUUUAUCAGAUGGCCCACUGCGUGACCUUGGUUCAGCUGUCCAUUUCCUGUGAUCACCUCAUUGACAAGGAUAUCAGCUCCAAGUCUGACCCACUCUGUGUCCUUUUACAGGAUGUUGGAGGGGGCAACUGGGCUGAGCUUGGCCGGACUGAGCAAGUACGGAAUUGUUCAAGCCCUGAGUUCUCCAAGACUCUGCAGCUUAAAUACCACUUUGAAACAGUCCAGAAGCUCCGAUUUGGCAUCUAUGACAUAGACAACAAGACACCUGAGCUGGGGGAUGAUGACUUCCUAGGAGGGGCAGAGUGUUCCCUAGGACAGAUUGUGUCCAGCCAGAUACUAACUCUACCCUUGAUGCUGAAGCCUGGAAAACCUGCUGGGCAGGGGACCAUCACGGUCUCAGCUCAGGAGUUGAAGGAUAGCCGUGUAGUGACCAUGGAGGUGGAGGCCAGAAACCUAGAUAAGAAGGACUUCCUGGGGAAAUCGGAUCCAUUCUUGGAGUUCUUCCGCCAGGGUGAUGGGAAAUGGCAUCUGGCAUACAGAUCUGAGGUAAUCAAGAACAACCUGAACCCUACAUGGAAGCGCUUCUCUGUUCCCCUUCAGCGUUUCUGUGGAGGAGACCCCAGCACACCCAUUCAGGUGCGAUGCUCAGACUAUGACAGUGAUGGUUCACAUGAUCUCAUUGGUACCUUCCAAACCAGCUUGGCCCAGCUGCAAACAGUCCCAGCUGAGUUUGAAUGCAUCCACCCUGAGAAACAGCAGAAAAAGAAAAGCUACAAGAACUCUGGAACUAUCUGUGUCAAGCUGUGCCAGACAGGGGUCAAUGAGUACCUGACAGCAUUGUGGAGUGUGGGCAGCGUGGUUCAGGACUAUGACUCGGACAAGCUGUUCCCAGCAUUUGGAUUUGGGGCCCAGGUACCCCCUGACUGGCAGGUCUCCCAUGAAUUUGCCUUGAACUUCAACCCCAAUAAUCCCUACUGUGCAGGCAUCCAGGGCAUUGUGGAUGCCUACCGCCAAGCCCUGCCCCAAGUUCGCCUCUAUGGCCCCACCAACUUUGCACCCAUCAUCAACCAUGUGGCCAGGUUUGCAGCCCAGGCUGCAAAUCAGAGGACUGCCUCGCAAUACUUCGUGCUGUUGCUGCUGACCGACGGUGCUGUGACAGAUGUCGAGGCCACAUGUGAGGCUGUGGUUCGUGCCUCCCACCUGCCCAUGUCAGUGAUCAUCGUGGGUGUGGGCGGUGCUGACUUUGAGGCCAUGGAGCAGCUGGACGCUGAUGGUGGACCCCUGCGUACACGCUCUGGGAAGGCAUCUGCCCGUGACAUAGUGCAGUUUGUGCCCUACCGCCGCUUCCAGAAUGCCCCUCAGGAGGCAUUGGCACAGACUGUGCUCGCAGAAGUACCUGCACAACUGGUCUCCUACUUCAAGGCCCAAGGUUGGGCCCCCCUCAAGCCACUUCCACCCCCAGCCAAGGGCCCUGCACAGUCCCCUCAGGCCUAGAUUCCCUUGGAGGGUAAGCUGUGGCCAGUCCUCAGCCCUGUAUCCCCAGUGGUCCCUAUGGGCCCCCUGCACACACUCCCCACUGCCAGCACUUUAUAUUUUAUACUUUUAUACUUGUUCCUGCUAUUUCUGCUCUUGAUCCCAUCUGCUUGCACCUGGAGCCCCUCAUUCAAUAAAGAUCAAUGAAGACUA
This is a messenger RNA of Equus caballus (horse), 1927 nucleotides long. It is a transcript of the gene CPNE1, whose product is annotated as copine 1. Gene Ontology annotation, molecular function: calcium-dependent phospholipid binding. Gene Ontology annotation, cellular component: plasma membrane. Gene Ontology annotation, biological process: cellular response to calcium ion; regulation of canonical NF-kappaB signal transduction; positive regulation of tumor necrosis factor-mediated signaling pathway. Lineage: Eukaryota; Metazoa; Chordata; Mammalia; Perissodactyla; Equidae. The record is from RefSeq and is marked provisional.